Molecule: messenger RNA, 1432 nt
Organism: Molossus molossus (Pallas's mastiff bat)
Lineage: Eukaryota; Metazoa; Chordata; Mammalia; Chiroptera; Molossidae
Gene: CRACR2A
Product: calcium release activated channel regulator 2A
Exons: 12
Coding region: 106-1263 (385 amino acids)
Molecular function (GO): calcium ion binding
Source: RefSeq, a predicted model, not a curated record
CCACGGGACAGCUGUGAGCCCCGCGGUGGCGUCGGCAGCCAGAAGGGAAGACGGCGACUCCCCAGGUACAGGUCUGGAAAGACUUGAAGAAAUUGACAAAUCUGGAUGGCUACCCCUGACCAGAGAGUGGUCUCUAGAGCCCAGAGACCGAAGGGGAGCGAGGGCCGCCGGGGUCCCCUGGACAGCCUGGAGUGUAAGGAGACCCAGGAGCCGGAGCUGGCAGAGGCGGCCAUGCGGACGAAGGCACAGGAAUUCUUCCAGACCUGCGACGCAGAGGGCAAGGGCUUCAUCGCCAGGAGGGAUAUGCAGAGGCUCCAUAAGGAGUUGCCACUCAGCCUGGAGGACCUGGAGGAUGUGUUUGAUGCCCUGGAUGCUGAUGGCAAUGGUUUCCUGACACCAGAGGAGUUCACCACUGGGUUUAGCCAAUUCUUCUUCAACCAGAGCAAGCCAAGUCAGAAAGACGCCACUGAACAGGUGGCCCCGCUCCAGGAAGAGAAGGUGUAUCAGUCCAGAGCAGAAGAGGAUCUGGGUGACCUGGACGAAGAUGAGGAAGCCCAGUUCCAGAUGCUGAUGGACCGACUUGGAGCCCAACAUGUUUUGGAAGAUGAGAGUGAUGUCAAGCAACUGUGGCUGCAGCUGAAGAAGGAUGAGCCGCACUUACUGUCCAACUUCGAGGACUUCCUGGCCAGAAUCUUCUCCCAGCUGCAAGAAGCCCACGAGGAGAAGAACGAGCUGGAGUAUGCCCUGAAAAAGAAAAUCGCUGCGUAUGAUGAAGAAAUCCAGCAUCUCUAUGAGGAGAUGGAACAGCAAAUCAAAAGUGAGAAGGAGCAGUUUCUCCUGAAAGACACGGAGCGGUUUCAGGCCCGCAGCCGGGAGCUGGAGCAGAAGCUGCUGUCUAAGGAGCAGGAGCUGGAGCAGCUCGCCCAGAAACAGAAGCGGCUGGAAGGCCAGUGCACAGCCCUGCAUAAUGACAAGCACGAAACCAAGGCUGAGAACACCAAGCUGAGACUCACCAACCAGGAGCUGGCCCAGGAGCUGGAGCGCACCUCCCGGGAGCUGCGGGACGCCCAGCAGCAGCUAGAGAGCCUCCAGCACGAGGCCCACAAGCUCCACCAGGAGAAGGAGAUGGAAGUGUACCGCGUGACGGAGGGUCUGCAGCGGGAGAAGUCGGGGCUCCUGAAGCAGCUGGAUUUCCUGAGGGAAAGGAACAAGCACCUUCGGGAUGAAAGGGACAUACGUUUUCAGAUAGGGCAGCCAAGUUGAGCGCCGCUGCCGCCAAGGCGAGCAGGAAGCAGAGAUCUGGCUCCGUGAUAGGCAAGUACAUGGACAGCAGGGGCAUCCUUAGAAGCCAGUCAGAGGAGGAAGAAGAAGUGUUUGGCAUGCUGAGGAGGAGAAGCUCCCUGGGCCUGAGUGGGUAUCCCCUUACAGAAGA